CGGCCGUCAGUACAGAGGUGUCCGCGGGCGAGGCGGCACGUGCGGUGCACGCCUCGCUUCAUUGUUUUGGCUGUGUACACCAUUGUUUUACUCCAUUCGACUGCAAUCAAUACGAUAUUCAGUGAAAUACGACGGGCGGCAUUAUUUACGAAGAUAGUGCUGAAUCGUGCAACGACAUUAAAGGUCUUAUCUUUGCAGAUAAGUACUUGGUGGCUUAUUGACAAGUGAAACUCUCGAUCGUCCCAUUCAUAUAGGACGGUAUCGUUUGUGUUUUGUUAUUGGACCAUAAAUAUUGUGUAGUGAUCUCUCCCGUAAGGAUAGCAUGCAAAUCAAUAAUCAAGUGGAUGCCCAGCAGCGAACAGAAAAGAGCUCUUGCCGUGCGGCUUAUAACACGGUUGCAUAUUGAUUGGUCCAACCGGGAUCACUGGAAACUGUCGUCCUAUUACGAUACAACACGUAGCCGGGUCUGGAGAAACGGACGUAUAUUCAGAAAUUCUGUUUUCUUUAAAAACGUUUCACCGUAUGCUCAUCAUGUUGCGACCGGACGAAAGUAUCAGAUAGUCAGCCGGCCGCAACGCAGCAUGGGUGCAAAUAUGGGCAGGAACUCGAGCCUGCUCGACGCACUGCCCUCCACGCAGGGCACUCUCCAUGUCGUCAUGCUCGGCCUGGACUCCGCCGGCAAGACCACGGCGCUGUACAGGCUAAAAUUCGACCAAUACUUGAACACCGUCCCAACUAUAGGCUUUAAUUGUGAAAAAGUCAAAGGAACAAUCGGAAAAUCUAAGGGUGUAAAUUUUCUUGUAUGGGAUGUUGGCGGACAGGAAAAGCUCCGGCCGCUAUGGAAAUCAUACACGCGAUGCACGGAUGGUAUUAUUUUCGUUUUAGAUUCCGUCGACGUUGAGAGAAUGGAGGAAGCUAAAAUGGAGCUGAUACGUACAGCUAAAUCGCCAGAUAAUACUGGUGUUCCAAUACUAGUACUCGCGAAUAAACAAGAUUUACCAGGCGCAAAGGAACCACGCGAAUUGGAGAAGCUUUUAGGAUUACAUGAACUAGUCUCGUCGCCUCACGGCUCCCGUGACGCACACUCUUGGCAUGUACAACCCGCUUGUGCAAUAACCGGAGAAGGACUCCAUGAGGGUCUUGAAGCACUCUAUGAGAUGAUACUUAAAAGGAGAAAACUAGCCAAGCUGCAGAAAAAGCGAGUCAGAUAAAUUAUUCGUGCGUAAUAAUAUAUAUGAUAAAAAUUAGUCAGGACACGUAGAAGAGUUAAACAAUGCUCAUGGGAUGUGGAUAUUAGUAGGGUCCUCGAUCGAACACCAAAUAUUGAUUUUAAUAUAGGUUUAUAACGUCUUAUGAAGAUAUUCCAUCAAAGUGUUGCUCAAAUUUACAUUUUGAAGGAUACGAAUAUUUUGAUAAAUUGUAAAACCAAUUUACCACUAGUCAUUUUCUUUUGAAAAUAGCUAGCGGAUAAAAUAAUAACAGCGUCGUUUAGUUAAAAUGAUAAAAGAGUGGAAAUAUUUUAAUUCACAAGCUUAGUUGACUAACUUCUUACAAUACACGGGGAAUCAGAUCAGCCAGAAGAUAAGAAAUAUAUGUAAAAUGAAUGCAAUACUCUUAAAACCAUAUUAAGAAGCCUUUUCUUUUGGUCUUAACUCCAUGGGUUAAUCUUGCAGGAUUUUAAACAGCACAUUAGUUUUUUGCAUGAAUAGCCAAAUAGUCACAACAGUCUAAACUUCUUUAUAUAACACAUUUUGAAAAAAAUGUAUCAAACUCCCUGUAAAUGUAACCUUAAUCUCAAAUAUGAAACGUAUUUAUACUGUAAUUGUAUCUUUCAACAAUUAUUUUCCUUAUCUAACCUUGACUUCUUGUAUAUAGCACAAUGUAAAUAUAAUUUAGUACCUGUAAUUACAUUAAAAGUUCCGAACUCUAUCCAUUGCAUUAGAACGUCUUAAUCGUAAAUAAGGAAAAAUAACUCAUUGAAAUUUCAAUUCACUAAAUAUUGUUCUUUAAUAUAAAUGGCAAAGAGAAAAUAAGAAAAUAUACAAACAUCACGGAAGAAAGUACAUAAUACAUUAUCGUUUCAUGUUUAUUGAUAGCGAUAAUAUUAAUUAGGUAUUUAUUUAUUUACUCGUAGACUUAGAAUAAAUAUAACCAAUGUAUUGAUUUAAUUAAGCUUUUACCAGAAUUUAUUUUACUCACCCUGUAAAUAUGUAAAUUCCAAAUAUGUAGUUAUCAAUACCAAGAUACCAAACAUUUAUAUGAGUAGGUAAACUAUCUACUUUUUGUUAUUAUAUUUGUUUUAAUAAUAUCAUUAACGCUAAUGUAAUUGUAUUGUGUUUAAUGGUGAUACAUAAAUGUUAUUUUUAAUGAAUCCCCGUAAUAAAGUC
Molecule: messenger RNA, 2387 nt
Organism: Pararge aegeria (speckled wood butterfly)
Lineage: Eukaryota; Metazoa; Arthropoda; Insecta; Lepidoptera; Nymphalidae
Gene: Arl4
Product: ADP-ribosylation factor-like protein 4C
Exons: 3
Coding region: 345-1211 (288 amino acids)
Biological process (GO): vesicle-mediated transport; intracellular protein transport
Cellular component (GO): cytoplasm
Molecular function (GO): GTPase activity; GTP binding
Source: RefSeq, a predicted model, not a curated record